This is a messenger RNA of Oncorhynchus gorbuscha (pink salmon), 1448 nucleotides long. RefSeq names its product protein kinase C beta type-like. Gene Ontology annotation, biological process: protein phosphorylation. Bases 34 to 978 code for a protein of 314 amino acids. The transcript has 8 exons. NCBI's taxonomy places the organism in Eukaryota, Metazoa, Chordata, Actinopteri, Salmoniformes, Salmonidae. Gene Ontology annotation, molecular function: ATP binding; protein serine/threonine kinase activity. The record is from RefSeq and is a predicted model, not a curated record.
UAAAGAUGUCUCCCUCCUCUCUCUCUCUAGGUGAUGUUAGCAGAGCGUAAAGGAGCAGACGAGCUGUACGCCGUAAAGAUCCUGAAGAAGGACGUGGUGAUUCAGGAUGAUGAUGUGGAGUGCACCAUGGUGGAGAAGAGGGUCCUGGCCCUGUCCGGGAAACCUCCCUUCCUCACACAGCUCCACUCCUGCUUCCAGACCAUGGACAGGUUAUAUUUUGUGAUGGAGUAUAUCAACGGAGGAGACCUCAUGUAUCAGAUCCAGCAGGUCGGCAAGUUCAAGGAACCCCACGCUGUUUUCUAUGCUGCAGAGAUCUCCAUCGGCCUCCUCUUCCUCCAUUCCAAAGGCAUCGUUUACCGGGAUCUGAAGCUAGACAACGUGAUGCUGGAUGCAGAAGGCCACAUUAAGAUCGCGGACUUUGGGAUGUGCAAAGAGAACAUGUUAGACGGUGUCACCACCAAGACGUUCUGUGGGACCCCAGACUACAUCGCUCCUGAGAUCAUAGCGUACCAGCCCUAUGGGAAGUCCGUGGACUGGUGGGCCUUUGGAGUUCUGCUCUACGAGAUGCUGGCUGGACAGCCUCCGUUCGAUGGUGAGGACGAGGAUGAGUUGUUUCAGUCCAUCAUGGAGCAUCACGUCUCCUACCCCAAGUCCAUGUCCAAGGAGGCUGUCGCCAUCUGCAAAGGGUUGAUGACUAAGCACCCAGGGAAGCGUCUGGGCUGUGGUCCGGAGGGGGAGAGGGAUAUAAAGGAACACGCUUUCUUCCGUUACAUGGACUGGGACAAACUGGAGAACAAGGAAGUCCAGCCGCCCUUCAAACCCAAAGCUUGCGGUCGCGAAGCAGAGAACUUUGAUCGUUUCUUUACCCGCCACCCCCCAGUCCUGACCCCCCCAGACCAGGAGGUCAUCAUGAACCUGGACCAGGAAGAGUUCCAGGGGUUCUCAUUCGUUAACCCAGAGUACCCGGACAUGGACUGACCCAUCACAGCGCUGCAUUAGUUUCCAGAUCUCAUAUCAUUUCAUCACCAGGAUAUAGUUUAGGACCAAACGGGUGUAUCCCAGUUGUCUCUCCUCCCUCUUGAGCGUGCACUUGUUCACUACUCCUGAGUGGCGCGGCCGUCUAGUGGCAUCCCAGUGCACGAAGCGUCACUACAGUGCCUGGUUCGAAUCCGGGUCUGUGUCAUAUCCGGCCGUGAUUGGGAGUUCUAAUAAGGCGUCGCACGAUUGGCCCAGCGUCGCCCGGGUUUGGCCGGGGGGGGGGUAGGUCGUCAUUGUAAAUAAUCAUUUGUUCUUUAGCUGACUUGCCUCUAGUUAAAUAAAGAUUAAAUACAUUUUUUUUUUUAUAAACACAAAUGUUAAAAAAUUAUUGGUAUUAACCUGGAUUAGAGUUUCCAUUUUACCACCCAUUUCCUUUCAAGUGAGGAAGUGUGUACUUUGGGAGGAAGGGG